UAUCACAACAUACAUGACGUGGACAUUGUAGAGUGCUACUGGGUGGAGAGGGACACAAUACAGGAACCCUGCGACCUCUGCUGGCCUGAACUCAGAGCAACAGCCUUUACCUGCCCAUGAAUUGGCUGUGUACUGUUUGCAUCACAUGCAGCUCUGAAAUAACACUAUGGCAACUGCUGCAUUUACAAGGUGACUAACAAAAAUGCUUCGACGGAGUGAACGCAUUGCUGCUCAGAAUCAGCUGUUAAAUAAAAAUAGUGGAAACAGUUCCAAUCCUUCUCCUUCCUUACCAAAAACCUCUGCACCAGCUAAAAAGACCUUGCUCAGAAGAAAGCCAGGGGGACAAGUCCAGUAUCCCUCAUCUGUGCACAUUGUGGGAAAGUCUGUUUUAGUCAAUUGUUGCGACAACAAAAGGCAUGGUUCUGCUUCAUCCAGUGACUAUGAGAAAAGAAUUAGCAGGUCUAGCACGGUCAGCAGCUGUGACAGUUACAACAGAAAAGACCACGCCCCAGAGCCGUCACCCAGGAAAAAAUUGCCGUUACUGCUUCUGCUUUUACUUCAUAUCCUACUUUUAUGUAUUCCUCUGUUUGGUGCAAAAGUGAUUAACACUGGUGAUACAGAAACUUAUGGAACCUGCUUCCCCCGGUUGUGGUGUUACUACCAUGCAGAAGCCAUCUUAGAGCCAGAUGUGAGUCGGGGAAAUUGCUGGGCAUUUAAGGGACAUAAAGGAUCAGCUACAAUUCAGCUUCCAGUGACAAUAAGACCAACGGGAUUUUCAGUGGAGCAUAUUCCAAAAUCCAUGUCACCUACGGGAAGGAUUGAUAAUGCCCCAAAAGACUUUUCAGUCUAUGGUUUGGAUAAUCCUAAUGACAAACUGGAGACUCUUCUUGGGAAGUUCACCUAUGACCAGAAUGGAACUCCAGUACAGACCUUCUUUAUUCAGCCUAAGGAUGUAAAAACUUAUAAAAUAAUUGAAUUGCGAGUGGAGAGUAACUGGGGAAAUCCAACACACACGUGUAUUUAUCGUUUCCGUGUACAUGGAGAUCUACAGAAGUAGAGUCCAUCAUCACUAUGAAGAAAUGUUUCAUCACUGCCAAAUAAAAAGAAGAAAACACAGCUGCAUCCAUUAUCAGACUGACAUAUUUUUAUCCUCCCUGGAAUGCUGUCAUGCUGUGGCAACAAGGGAAAUAAAAGAUUUUAUUGGAA
Protopterus annectens (West African lungfish) is the source of this 1206-nucleotide messenger RNA. Its product is annotated as SUN domain-containing protein 2-like. NCBI's taxonomy places the organism in Eukaryota, Metazoa, Chordata, Ceratodontiformes, Protopteridae. Gene Ontology annotation, cellular component: meiotic nuclear membrane microtubule tethering complex; nuclear envelope. The transcript is spliced from 8 exons. Gene Ontology annotation, biological process: nuclear envelope organization. The record is from RefSeq and is a predicted model, not a curated record. The coding region runs from base 203 to 1057 and encodes 284 amino acids. Gene Ontology annotation, molecular function: protein-membrane adaptor activity.